Cydia splendana is the source of this 2520-nucleotide messenger RNA. RefSeq names its product ceramide transfer protein (gene cert). The record is from RefSeq and is a predicted model, not a curated record. The coding region runs from base 133 to 1797 and encodes 554 amino acids. The transcript is spliced from 12 exons. NCBI's taxonomy places the organism in Eukaryota, Metazoa, Arthropoda, Insecta, Lepidoptera, Tortricidae. Gene Ontology annotation, molecular function: lipid binding. Gene Ontology annotation, biological process: ER to Golgi ceramide transport.
AAUUUAUUGUGUCAUUAUCUGUGCAACUUUUAAUUCGUCGUCGCUGACGGUCGAAUAUUUGUUGUUAUUUUUAUUUUCUACUUUUUUUCUGUGUAGAAUUUAUGUAAAAAUAUCUGUGAAUUUGGUUUUACUAUGUCUGAAGAUAAUUUAACUGUGAGUGAUACCUCAGACAUCGAGGAAGGCGGGAAUGCUGAGCUUCGUGGAUAUCUGAGUAAAUGGACAAACUAUAUUCACGGUUGGCAGGACAGGUUUAUUGUUUUGAAGGAUUCAACUUUAUCAUAUUACAAAAGCGAAUUAGAGAGCAAUCUUGGAUGUCGCGGUGCCUUAUGUCUGAAAAAAGCUAAAGUUAAGCCCCACGAGUUUGACGACUGUCGUUUUGAUGUUUCCGUCAGUGAUUGCGUGUGGUACUUGCGAGCCUCGAAUCCCGAGGAGAAACAGCAGUGGAUUGAUGUUUUGGAGUCAUUUAAAGUGGAGUCGGGAUAUGGCACAAGCUCAGACAGCAGUUCCAACGGCGGCGGUUUGCGGCGUCACGGGUCCGUCACGUCCUUACAGUCGACGGGUUCCCAUGGACGCACAUCUCGCCGGCUGGCCGAAAAGAUAGCCGAACUGGACACAUACGGCGAACUGCUUUCAAAACAAUCGACACAACUACAGCAGUACUUCGACAUGUGCGUGGCCAAGCUACCGGAGAUCGGAGACGACGUCACCGAGGCUAUCGACGCCGUUGAGUUGGCUGAUGGUAACCCGCUAAGCCUGCACGCAGGCGAAGUGCGCGCGACGAGCACGUCGUUCAAGGCGACGGUGGCCGCGACGCUGGGCACGCUGCAACACUGCGCCUCGCUCAUGCGCCGCCGCGAGCGCCAGGCGCGCCAGGCCGAGGAACUCUACAUGGCUUUGAAGAACCAGCUAACAGAAGCGAGGUUGGCGUCAAAACCAGGCCCUGAUCACGAGGAGGGACCGCACUCGACGUUGCCAGACGAUGAGUUCUACGAUGCCGUGGAGACAGGGUUUGACAAGAUGGAAGAGGAGCGGUGUGCACGCGUGGUGUCUCCUACCGUACACACGCGAGACCAGGUCGACCUACCGCCCCCUGCUAUUGAUAACCGGCUCACCGUACACCCGCUGUGGACUGAGAUCGACAGAAUAUCAACAGAGCAGAUCCAAGCCGCGUUCGAGGACGUCGGAGGCGGCAAUGGUUGGCAGUUAUUCGCUGAAGAAGGCGACAUGAGGAUGUACAGGAGAGAGGUCGAAGUGGACGGGAUGGUGAUGGACCCCUUGAAGGCGAUGCACAAAGUGCGCGGAGUGUCGGCGCGCGAGAUGUGCCACUAUUUCUUCAACCCCCGCUACCGGUACGAGUGGGAAACGACACUAGAGAACAUGAACAUAGUGGAGGAAAUAUCGUCAGACACAUUGGUGUUCCACCAGACGUUCAAGCGCAUCUGGCCCGUCUCCCAACGUGACGCGCUCUUCUGGUCGCACGUGCGCGCCUCCGACGACGACACGUAUGCGGUCAUCAACCAUUCCACCACCAACCCCCACUACCCGCCCAACGCGAGCGGCUGCAUCCGUCUGUUCGUGACGGUGUGCCUGGCGUGCCGGAGCACGUACCCCGCGGGCGAGCAGCCCACCCGGCAGAACAUCACCACCAGCAUAGCCUACUGCAGCACAGUGAACCCCGGCGGCUGGGCACCGGCGGGCGUGCUGCGCGCCGUGUAUAAACGCGAGUACCCGAAGUUCCUAAAGCGCUUCACCGGCUACGUCGUCGACCAGUGCAAGGGCAAGCCUCUCGCCAUCUAGCGGCAGCUCACACACCCUAUCCAGGGAACUGUCACUUGACUUACUGUGAGCCGAAUGGACUGUACGUUAAUCAAUCCUGGAUGUCGUAUGACGCUGGCAUACUGGAGAUUUCAACAAUCAAAAGCUGUUAAAGACGCGUUCACAUAAGGUUUUCGGCUCGUGGUGAAUUAACACCCGUGUGAUGAAGAGUUCGAACUGCGGCAGAUGCGACCGGCGAUAAGAUUAAUGUGAACGCGCUCUUAUGUCUUCAAUGUUUAAGUUGUUUACUUGUCACUGAAAAAAACAUUGACAAAGACCUACGUCUGAAUAAUACGAAUGUCUUCGGCCUUAAAAUGAAAUGACCACGUAUUAUGCACAUACAUUAUACAGAUGUUUUUUUUAAUCGUCUAGCUCUUCCCACGAACUGUAAUCUUUUUCAAGAUAAUUUUGACUGUUAUGACUGGUGUAGGCUUUGAACUGUUCGUAAAAAAUAUAAUGUUGGGAAAAAAUACAUAAGUCGUCAACAGAAUUCCCAACGGUCUUACGUUAUGUAGUAUAUAAAGUAUAUGGUUCAUUGAAGGGAUCAACGGCCGCUACAUGCGGUAAGUGAGGUAAAUUCCUAUUUGUAUUAUAUGCACGUAUUAGAUAUAGUCAACGAAAACAAAAUAACUAUAGUAGACGUACUCUGUUAAAGAUUAUAUAUUGACGUAGUUUUGCUAGCUGACAUAGAUGGCGCAUGUUGUA